Messenger RNA from Ostertagia ostertagi, 357 nucleotides. The record is from the annotation of a GenBank genome assembly. Lineage: Eukaryota; Metazoa; Nematoda; Chromadorea; Rhabditida; Trichostrongylidae.
AUGGAUCCGUGGUCCGACGAAGAGAUCUACGACUGGCUUAGACGAUUUUCAUUGUCUCUCGAGCAAGCGGCUCAAACCGGAGUCGACACUACGAAAGAGGAAAUUGUCAAGUUGCUCACAUCCCUGGCUGCCUUUAACAUAGCUAUCCAACAAGGUGGUAUUUGUCGGCGUCUUCAUCGCACGCUGAGAUUGGCACAGGAUUUGUUGGACGCCGCUCUUUCUCAACAUAUGAAAAAUGCACAGAACCUUUCGAAUUCGCUCUCGACAGCGAAGAGCGAAGAGGUCUCCGAAAUGAUGACAAAUGACAGGUCUCCCUCCGAUUUUUCUCCCACUUCAGAGAACAGUGAUAGAAGGUAA